Oikopleura dioica is the source of this 1449-nucleotide messenger RNA. The record is from the annotation of a GenBank genome assembly. Lineage: Eukaryota; Metazoa; Chordata; Appendicularia; Copelata; Oikopleuridae.
AUGAUUUUUAAAAAACUUUUUUCAAUUUCAUCGCUGUUUCUAGUAGCAAAGGCGACUCAUUUCAGAGCAGGAAGCUUGCAGUUUAAAAAGGAUGAAAACGGGGUCCUCAGAGUCACCAGAACAGUUGGCUGGCGGCGAUACUUGGCUGGCUGGGGUAGCAAUGGGUGUGACGAUGACGACAUGGGCAAAUUGAACCCGAAGAAAAUCGCGAACGGACGCGACGGGCACAAAAACUACUACAUGCCGCUCGGAGAGACUGACGUUCAAACAAGCUGGCUGGCGAACCCCAAGACCGUCUACUACGAGUUGCUGCAAAUCGAAAAGAGUAGCUCUCUGACGAAUGACGAGCAUUUUUGCUUUGGAAAGACCUUCGACGAAGAGCUGCCGUCCCAAGUCGUUGGAAAGUCCUUUACGAUGACGAACGGCUAUGUUUGGGAAGCUGCGACGGUGACAAUCACGCACGACAACGGCAACAACGGGCAGGGUUACUACCAGUACACGGCACAUGUCUACGAGUACGACAACAACUCGCCGCAAUUCGAGAACCCCGCGAUUUGGUGGAUCAUGGACGGAUGCGACGGGCAGACUUACUAUAUCACGCCACAGGAUCCGGACGGGGACGAAAUCAUCUGCAGGUGGUCGACCAAGGAAGAAGCGUCGUUUCUAGCCAACGACAAAGAAGGAAUGGAUGUCGGAGGAACAACUCACUGGCCAAUGACACAACUUACUCUCGAUACUGCUGCCUGCGCGGUCACAUAUCAUCCCGAGGAAGACAAUGGCGGAGGCAACAAACCGAUCGCUGUUCAAGUUGAAGAUUUCGACGAAAACGGCGGCAUCAAAUCCUCCGUCCCGUCGGUUUUUCUUGCUCGAGUGUUCACGCCGGACAUGGACAGAAGACUCUUGGACGCGCCUUUCACUGUAACAAACAGGAGAAAAAGAGACACAGGGGAGCAUCAUCACGAGGAAGAAAUAAAAGCCUGGAACGACUGGAAGCCGAACAUCCGACUCCAGCCGCGAAAUACUGACCACUGCGACGGCCUGCCCGUCUGGAUUCCACCGACGCCUCCGAACGAGUCUUUGUUGAUUUACCAGGCAACAGUCUCGUACUAUCAAGUCUGGGCGGCUCGUUUUCUCUUCGAAGGGGAGUACUACACAACAGUCCAUCGCGCUCAAUUCUCCCUUCCCGACGGGAUGAGCUGCACGAAACUGCGAGAAGACGGCACUGCCACGUGCAUUUGGACGCCGACCGUCGAACAAAUCGGCUUGCACACGGUCUGUGGACUUUGCUACGACGUUUUCGAGCGACCAAGCGAAAGGAACUGCGUAAAAAUCGAAGUAAUUUACCCAGAGGCGCCAGUCGAGAAUCCAUGCAACACAACGGCGAUAAUAACCAAAGAAAAAAUGAAAGCAUACGAAUUCAAUGGACAAAAUAUCAUUAAAGCUUCGUGA